AGUCGGUUCACAUGGAGCGCUUAGAUUGUUAGUUCGUGCAGAAGACUAUUUGAGUCUCACGCGUCCGCCGGUAUCGGUGUGUGUGUGGUGUGUGUGUGUGUGAGAGAGAGAGAGAGAGAGAGCAGCUCGCUCUUAUUCGAGGACUGUUGCAAACUGGACAUUCCUGUGGCGGGAAAGCAGGAUCUCACAUCCAUGCUGCUGUGGAUUCCAGUAAAUGCGCUCGAGGAAUGCCGGCUAAACGAGCGAGAAGGUGAUCACACACCUGCCGAUCCUUGACAACAUGACAGCGGAGUUUAAUAACUUGUCGUCGCUCCUGAAUAACGUGACCGAGUUUUCAAACCACACGGCGAGAUGCUCGCUAACCAAGACUGGGUUUCAGUUCUACUAUCUGCCCAUCGUCUACAUCAUCGUGUUCCUCACGGGAUUCAUUGGAAACAGCGUGGCCAUAUGGAUGUUCGUGUGUCACAUGCGGCCGUGGAGCAGCAUCUCCGUGUACAUGUUCAAUCUGGCACUGGCGGAUUUUUGUUACGUACUCUCGCUGCCUUUUCUCAUCUUCUACUACUUCAACAAAACAGACUGGAUUUUUGGAGACGUGUUAUGCAGACUGCAGCGGUUCAUAUUCCACGUCAACCUCUACGGCAGCAUCCUCUUCCUGACGUGCAUCAGCGUGCACAGAUACUCCGGCGUCGUGCAUCCUAUGAAAUCGCUCGGCCGGCUGAAGAAGAAGAACGCCGUGCGCACCGUCGCUUUCGUGUGGUUUAUAGUGGUGGCGGGCAUCGCUCCGAUCCUCUAUUACUCGCGCACGGGCCCCAAGAAAGGAUACACCACGUGCUACGACACCACGACGGAGGAUGAGCUGCCUGGGUACUUCGUCUACAGCAUGUGCAUGACGGUGUUCGGCUUCUGCAUCCCGUUCAUCAUCAUCUUCAGCUGUUACGGAGGCAUCGUCAAGGCCCUCAUUUGCAACGACAUGGACAACGCGCCGCUGAGGAAGAAAUCCAUCUACCUGGUCAUCAUCGUGCUGACGGUUUUCGCCAUCUCCUAUCUGCCCUUCCACGUCAUGAAGAACCUGAACAUGAGGGCGCGACUGUACUUCCAGAGCCCGGAUAUGUGUGCCUUCAAUGACCGCGUGUACGCCACCUACCAGGUGACCCGAGGCCUGGCCAGUCUCAACAGCUGUGUGGACCCCAUCCUGUACUUUCUGGCUGGAGACACGUUCAGACGCAGGCUGUCCAGAGCCACCAAAAAGUCCUCCAGGAAAGGAGAUCAGCCUCUGCAGUCCAAGAGCGAGGAGACGGCACUGAACACCCUGCCGGAGUACGUCCAGAAUGGGGACAAUCGUGUGUGAGAGACGGAAACACCUUCCCUCACACUGAAGGGAAUUCAAAUAUUCGAAAUCAUCGUACUGUGGUCAGUGUUACUCGUGUAUUGCUUUUAACAUGUCAAUGUGAUUUUCCAUGGAACUGCGGAGCAACUGAAACUGAAUGACUAACAAUGUUUUAACAGUAACAAACAUAACAAGCACUGGCGUUUUAGUUGAGGAUGUUUGAGCACUCUUAAAGAUAAUAAAUGUUCUUGGCAUCGAAGGCUCCACGAAGAACCUUUAACCACUAUUCCUAACGAAAAUCAACCAUGGUUUUGUCAAAGUAAAACUGUGGGGUUUUUUGACUACCAUUUGUAUAACCACAACAAAACUAUGGUUUUUGUAGCAAUAACUACAAGAAACAUGGCUGUUUGGUUUUAUUCAUAGUAAAACCAUGGUUAAUUUUCAUAAGGGUAAAGGUUCUUUAUAAUGGAAAAAUGUUUAAAAUGCACUUCAUACUAAAAAACGGUGUGUCUUUUAUAGCCAAAAUCGGUUCCUCUAUGGCAUCACUGUGUGAAACUCCUUUUGAAACCUCUAUUUUUAAGAGUGAACGGCAGCACAUAUUAGUCCUUGUGUUCUGUUAUGUUCUCAGUGAAUAGUUAAGAUGCACUAAAGGUAUUUUAAAAUAAUUAAUUGUCUACCUGUGGCUGUAGAUUGUUGGAAGCAUCCGAGACGUGUUUGUGUAUUGAAGUUUGUUCAUUCUACUGUUACUGUAAAGAUGUGUGACUGCGUAGAUCAAAAAAUAUCAGCCCAUGAACUAUGAAGGGACUCUUAUAACCGUGUUUCAAAUAGUCGAAAAAUACUGUAUGUUCAUAAUGUAUUCUCUUUAAUGAUCUGUAUUAUUUAAAGCUAAAACAAAUACAGAGACUUAAAUGAAAAA
This is a messenger RNA of Megalobrama amblycephala (Wuchang bream), 2243 nucleotides long. It is a transcript of the gene p2ry1, whose product is annotated as purinergic receptor P2Y1. NCBI's taxonomy places the organism in Eukaryota, Metazoa, Chordata, Actinopteri, Cypriniformes, Xenocyprididae. Bases 281 to 1348 code for a protein of 355 amino acids. The record is from RefSeq and is a predicted model, not a curated record. Gene Ontology annotation, cellular component: plasma membrane. Gene Ontology annotation, biological process: relaxation of muscle; platelet activation; phospholipase C-activating G protein-coupled receptor signaling pathway. Gene Ontology annotation, molecular function: G protein-coupled ATP receptor activity; G protein-coupled ADP receptor activity; ATP binding. The transcript has 2 exons.